UGUGUGUACAGUGUGUGUAUGGGCAGUGCAGAUAACGGGCAGUGCAGAGGAGGGUCGGGGAUAACACAGACCCGGACCCUUGGUUUAUCCCCGGUGGUAUCACUGAUCAGUGCUGCGUGUUCUCCUCAGCGGGAGGUGUAUAAGGUAAGAGGGUGGAGGGAAGCACAAAGUCCUCCUUCUCCAGCUGAUCUCAGACAGGGGGGUGUGCCAGGCAACUGUCAGCUAGUGAGUGCCGCUCCAGCCGGGACAGUCGCACAUGCAGGAGCCCGAGGAGGGCACGAUGUGGCCCCAAUGUAUAAGAGCAGCAUGGCACCCAGACUGAGCCCCCGCAGGGCACGGAGAUACCUCUUCAUCUGCACCUUGUGCCUGUCCUGCACCCUACUCUGCUACAACCUCAUCCUCCGCAGCCAGUCCAGUAUGAACAGCCCAGGGGAGCAGUCCAGUAGGAACAGCCCUGGGGAUCAUCACCUCAGCUGCCCUCUGCCCCCGUUAGUAGGGAGCAAGAAACUGCUGCAGAAAAUCCCCCCGUGCCCCCACUCUGCCAGCACAGCCCCUCCAAGCAGCACCCCUCUUACCUACCCACCCUCCGACCUACAGGGCAAGGACCGCACGGAGCCGACCCCAGGAACAAGGACCCCAUCAAACCCCACAGAGCAGCCCACGUCUUCCCCCUGGAACUGCACUGCUACCCCCAGAUACGGCCAGAAGAGUCUCCCCCAGGCUAUUAUUGUUGGGGUAAAAAAAGGGGGAACCAGGGCUGUGCUGGAAUUCAUCAGGGUGCACCCCCAAGUCCGAGCCAUGGGAACUGAACCCCAUUUUUUUGACAGAAACUACGAGAGGGGUCUGGACUGGUACAGAAACCUGAUGCCUCGAUCUCUGGAGCAACAAAUAACAGUGGAAAAAACUCCCAGCUACUUUGUGACUCGGGAUGCCCCUAGAAGGAUCGCAUACAUGUCACCCCGUGUCAAGUUGAUUGUGGUUGUGCGGAAUCCAGUUACCCGUGCCAUUUCAGACUACACCCAAACCUUGUCCAAAAAACCUGACAUUCCCAGCUUCAAUGAACUGGCCUUCCGCAACAGGACCAGCGGAGAGGUAGACACUGCCUGGAAUGCCAUUCGGAUUGGGCUUUAUGCUUUGCACUUACAGCCCUGGCUUAGUCAUUUCCCCAUAUCCCAGAUGCACUUUGUCAGUGGAGAGCGCCUCAUCAUUGACCCUGCCGGCGAAAUGGCACGAGUCCAGGACUUCCUCGGCCUCAAACGUCUAGUCAAUGACAAACACUUCUACUUCAACAAAACCAAGGGGUUUCCCUGUCUCAAAAAGCCUGGAGGUGGUGGAGCACCUCGUUGCCUGGGCAAAUCUAAAGGUCGAACUCAUGUACAGAUUAACCCAGAGGAUAUAGAACAACUGAGAGACUUUUACAGACCUCAUAAUAUAAAGUUCUAUGAGACUGUUGGGCAGGACUUUCACUGGGAAUAGGGAAAAGGUAUGGAAUGUUUGUGAUAGCACAAAUUCUGGUUCGGAAGCAGUGAGUUUGAUGGUCAAAUAGGGAAAAACUGUAAUAUGAUGAGCAAAAUCAAGAAGCGAGACACAAAAAGGCAUUUCUUCGAUGAAUGGGUUUUCAGAAGGAAAGCCAUGCUGGUAGGCUAAUAAAUGGAACGGUAAACAGAAAAGCGUAAAGGACAAAGGGAAUAGGGAAUUAGUAUCCAAUCUCACUUGGAUUGGACUGAAUGGAGAUGAUCAAUCUCACUUGAUGAGACUGAAUGGAGAUGGUGCAAUAGAAUGGAAACACUAAAAAUAUAUAGGGGCUCAUGGGUUUAGAAUUCUACCCAUAUCAAGAAUUCGGCAAUUAGCCAUGAUCACACUGGUGGUAUCUCUCCACCUGUUCCUGAACUACCAUCUCAGAGGCUGUUGUGGCAUAAUAGCAACUGGAAUUUGGCAACAGAUGUAGAGGAACAGUUUGCCAAUACCUGGUCUAGUCGCCAAACAAAUCAAUGUGAAUUGGUUACUAUGGGUUACUACACCAGUGCAGUUUUGUACUCAUGCUAGUAAACGGGCCCUACAAAUUACUCAUGAAUCCCCUUUCAAUUAAUUCCCAAUAUUAAAUACUAUAUCCAGUGAUACUUUAUUAUUUAUUAUUUACAAGGAAAACAGGUAGAGAUCAAAGGCUACUUCUUAAAAGGGGCAUAGAUCACCCAGAGCAGUGUUGCUCCAUCCCAGUGUUGCUGAUCAACAGCUUCCAUCAUUCUCUGACAUAUUAACAAGGCUUAAAGUAGCAAUUCCCAAUUAAGUGUGUCAUUGAUCCCUGUGGAAUGGUCUGGAUCAGUUCUUGGGGGGCCUCAGUCAUUAGGACAGAUAGGGCGAGAUUUGAGGAGAAUGCCUACUGGCUCUUCUAGAUACUCAUGAAAGCUUAGCAUGAAGGUCAAAUAGAGAAGGAUUUGGUGGUGGACAUUUAUUUGCUGCUCUAUGUACUAUGGCUAAUUGGCUGAUUAAACAAUGUUUCCAUAUAUAUUGUAACCUUGUUAUCAGUUUAGAGGGAGCCAUUCCCAACCUCCACGGAGGGCUUGAACAAACAAGUCUAACAAGUUAUAGUCAAGCAGCCAUAGAGGUAGAUUCUUAAAGCAACAAAAGUUUUCCAGGUUCUCUGUGGUCAAUAGCCCAACUGAUGCAAGAGUAUUCUUCAAUGCACCAAUGACACUGGAUUCUCGCUUCUUUGUUUCAUACAAUCAUUCCCAUAGACAUUAAACAAUAUUUUUCUAGCACUGAACAUUUAGGGGCAGAUUUAUUUUUUUGAAAAUUUGAAUUUCAAGUUUAUUUUAGUGUAAGUCCAUUUCAUUUGAGUAUGUAAAAAGAUCAAAAUUCUAAUUUCUAAAUUUUCAUGUAAUGUCCCUUUGAGAAUUCGAAUUCGACUAUUCACCAUCUAAAACCUACCGAAUUGGUGUUUUAGCCUAUGGGGGACGUCCUACU
Messenger RNA from Xenopus laevis (African clawed frog), 2964 nucleotides. RefSeq names its product heparan sulfate-glucosamine 3-sulfotransferase 2 L homeolog (gene hs3st2.L). Gene Ontology annotation, molecular function: [heparan sulfate]-glucosamine 3-sulfotransferase activity; sulfotransferase activity. The coding region runs from base 19 to 1476 and encodes 485 amino acids. Gene Ontology annotation, cellular component: Golgi membrane; endomembrane system. The transcript has 2 exons. The record is from RefSeq and is a predicted model, not a curated record. NCBI's taxonomy places the organism in Eukaryota, Metazoa, Chordata, Amphibia, Anura, Pipidae.